Cephus cinctus (wheat stem sawfly) is the source of this 7983-nucleotide messenger RNA. Its product is annotated as calsyntenin-1. The record is from RefSeq and is a predicted model, not a curated record. Bases 22 to 1662 code for a protein of 546 amino acids. Gene Ontology annotation, biological process: positive regulation of synaptic transmission; positive regulation of synapse assembly. Gene Ontology annotation, cellular component: postsynaptic membrane; cell surface. Gene Ontology annotation, molecular function: calcium ion binding; X11-like protein binding; kinesin binding. NCBI's taxonomy places the organism in Eukaryota, Metazoa, Arthropoda, Insecta, Hymenoptera, Cephidae. The transcript is spliced from 3 exons.
UUACUGAAUUUCUCAACAGAAAUGAAUCGGCACCAUUAUGCUGUCUUCAUUCGAAAUUGCCGCUUGAUUCUUCUUCUACGAAGAGAUUUUUCGGAAGGUGAUCCAAAUAUUUUUCGACCGGCGGAAUGGCGAUGGAAGUUGGCUCAGGUGUGCGACGAUCGUUGGCACCACUAUGCUGUUCAGGUUGACUUUCCCAAGGUAACCCUUUAUGUUGAUGGUGAAGAAUGGCGAACGGAUGAGAAGAAUCCGGAAGUUAUAGACGAUUGGCCACUUCACCCUGCAAAAGGAGUCAAUACUACUUUAACAGUUGGAGCCUGCUGGCAAGGUUCUGACAAUAAAACAAAGCAUCACUUUCGCGGCUACUUAGCAGGUCUCUCAGUGUUGAUAGGGCGAAAUGAAAAACCCGAAGUACUCUCCUGUCUUCGUCGCUGCCAAGAAGGUCUCCAUGUUCCAUCGAUGGAUCUCCUCCAGCCAGGAACGCAGUUACUGACCAACUCAGAAUUAUCUGAAGUACGAAUUGACGGAGAUAACCGAACAAAUGUGGAAAUGCUUCUUCGCAGAGUUGGUUAUUCCAAUUCCCGUCGAUUCCCAACACCGGGUAGAAGAAACUUUAGACUAGAUACGACUAUUAUUUGCGAAGGCAAAGAAGCACGUCCAUUAGCCGUACCUGCAAUCCAAUCGUACAUCACCGUCCUGCCGCCACCUCGGCCAGGAAUUGCUGUUAAUGGAACCGGAUACGUAGCUCGAGAAUACGUAGACUUUCGUUUAGGUGUAAGGGUAUUCCCAGAUGCAAAAGUAACAGCAGGUUCUGCAGCAAGAUUGGAUGCUUGUGCUGUCAGUGUUUUCCCUAGUUUAAAUCCAGAUCAUGAGAGUUUGGGAUUAUCGGGUGAUGCCUUAUUACGAUUACAUUCAGUUACUGCUCGAAUUGAUCGUGAUGGUGUAGUGCUUUCCGGUGCUGAUACACCAUACAAUUAUCAGCAACUUAUUCGUUUAAUUACCUACACAAAUCGCAAGCCCGCUUACUAUCUGGAUAGAGUUUUCAAACUCACUUGCUCUGAAUUAAGCGGUCGUUUUGCUAGUAACGAGUACAUACAGACAUUGGCUGUGAUUCAUCCAAAAGAAAAGAGCAGCCCUCCUUCUACACCUUCAGAACCACCAAUCGCCCGUAUUCUUGAGCCGGCACCUGGUCACGUCCAGCUUUCACCACACCACGCUCAACUUCCCGAAGAAUAUGCGACCACUGCACUUCGUGACAACUCUCGAGUUUCAAGUGGAAGUCAUGCUGUUACUAUUGUAGCCGCUACUUGCGUAGGAUUUUUACUCCUUAUGGCUGUGCUUGGCGCCGCUAGAAUUCGUGGAGCAGCUAAACGACGUAGAUCAGCUGGUGAUGAAUUGGCUGCUGAGACUGAAAUGGCUUGGGAUGAUUCGGCUUUGGCCAUUACUGUCAACCCUAUGGAUAGGCUUGCUGACCAACAGGACCCCCACAGUAACGGACAGAGAGAUGAAGAUGUGGAUGAUUCCGGAAGUUCGGACUCUGAUGAUGGUUCAUUUAGAGAUGACGAGUUAGACAGCACUGACUGCGAAAAUGACUGUGAACUCGUUACAGGGCACCAUCGCCAUAGCUCGCCCCGUGAUUUGGAGUGGGACCAUCGUGACGUUUAAAUCCCUUACUUCUAAGAUUUCUUGUCGCAGGUUCGCUUUGGUUUUAUACUACCAUUAUAUAUACAUUACUCUCUCGCUUCUCGGUUCUUUUGACCGUAUGACUAACCGACGCUUGUCCUUCGCAAUUCUUUCAAGUAUAUUUUACGUUGGCCUCGACGGUACCUGCGCAGCAAUCUCUUAGCACCGUAAGAAUAGCUCUAUCCUAUUAUAGUAAUGUAGCAGCUAAACAAAGCACGAAGUUAAAGUAAUUUUGAUCAGCAUUUUCUUGAUACAGGGUGUCUUAAAAGUCCUUACACGUUAUACUCCAGGACAUAUUAAGUCAUAACUUGUAUAUAUUUAUUUCAAGCACAAAUAAGUUCUUCUUUACAUCGCUUGUAUUCGAUUAUGUUAUCGUUUUCUUCGUAAUUGUGGUCGAUUGAUAUUUUAUUACAUUUUGAUUAAAAAUAUUAUGAACAAAAACAAUAUACAUAUUUCAUAGAUACAUUUUUGACAUAUAUAAUAUUUAAAUACUUUUUUUUUUGUGACGUUCUAUUUUUCACGUGACUUUAUUUUACCAUUUAUUUAAUGAAUAUAAUAAUUUCAAAACUGAAUGUAUACCGUGCAAAGUAUUUUUAUUACAUUCAUUCGUUUACUUUUUUAUAUUCUAAUCAAUUGAACUAGGUUAUAUGUUUAACACACUUUCCUAAAGUAACAUAUGAUUAAAGCAAAUUAUGAACAUAUUAAUUUGAAUGUAAUGCUUAAUAACUUUUACAUUUUAUUUUUACUGUAUUUGUAUUUGCUUAUUUUAAUUCCGUUUAGAAUCAUUAUAAAGCAAUGAACUAGUGUAAAGAAUACCGUUACUUUUUAGCACCACACAGUUUAUAUUUAAAUAAAUGGAUCGAAAUGUUAACUACAUUUAUUAAUCAAAAUUUUAAUUAUAAAAUAGUUAAUAAAAAAACUUGAUGAAGAACUUAGCGAUUUCUAUUACAGUGAAUUAAUCCAAUCUUUGCGUAAGUUAAGUAGACCGAUCAAACUAAAUAUUUUGAAAAUAAGGACUCUUCUGACACUCUGUACAAUGAAUUUAACGGUGUACUUUUAAUGUACACAGCGAACCGAUCUUCGCAAAGCACGGACAUCUACUACUCACUGAUAGGUACUAUGAGACAAUUUAUUUUUCCAACGUGCAUAUCAUAUCGUUUUAUAAAGCGGGAAUGGAUUUUCUUUUAUCAGUCUCUCACUUCCUCCUAUUUCAAAUCUGGUUUUGUUCUUCCUUUAUUUUUGCCAUAAACAAUCUUACACAUUAUAUAUUACAUACUCUCGGCAUCUUUCCUUUUCAUAAAUCCUUCCAAGUAAAGUAAGUAGCGGCAUCAUUGUAGCAUAUUAAGAGGACAUUAAAAAUAAUAUAAUGUCUCAACUAACGCGAAGCUGUAUGUUAUAUUUAAUAUGUCAUAAUGAUAUCUUUACUUAGUUCAUUACCAAGGCAUUAAUCUUCCUUUCUUUUUUCAUGAAAUAUAUCUACGCACCUAAUGUCCCUCUAUCUUAUGCUACUUAAUAAAGUUCAGUGGAUUUGAAAAAAAAGUUAUACAACCAUGAAGAAGACGGCGUUGCGGCUACGAACUAGAUUAGGUGAAUGCACCAGCGUCAAUUGCCCGAUCCCGAAGUGUUAAAUGAUUUUAAGUGUCCAGUUACAUUAGUAGCGAUACAAGUAUUCUGCGAAAAAUUUGUGGUAAUAUUAAAAUACGAACGGCUAACUGUACUUAAGUGUCUUGUUAUCUCCUUAAAUAAUGAAGUUUAAUAUCCUAAUCAAUACGUUAUGGGUGAAAACUCAUUUGUAUGCAUUUAAUACUUAAAAUAUUUAUUGUUCUUUUGCCAUUUAUCUUUGUACAUUGUGCGUAGGUUUCAUGAAAAAAAAAAAAACAAAUAGAACAUUAUCGUAAUCUUUAUGCUUUCAUAUAAUUACUUUUGAUAUAUCAUUAUCAUUUUCGAGUUGCAAAUGUUGUAGGCUGAUUUAUCCAGUUGAUUCAAACUGUUCAGUAAUCAUAUUUUACUUCAAUCAUUUAAUUAUCUUUUUUGAAAGCAUAAAGUACGUAGUAUUGUUACAUAUUAUACAUAUGCUUACUAUGCAUAAAUUACACUUUGAUAAAAAAAAUAAAAGGCUAAAAAAUGUACCACUGAGAAAACUUUUAUGUUUCAAUCAAGCCCGGUACGUAUUUUUCUAUAGAACGCGAUUCUUCUAGUACAUACUACAGUAUAUUGUAAUAAAAUUGUAACUUUUAUGAAAAAUGCAGUCCCUGCUUGUGAUAUUAUUACAGUAGUAAGUAACACUAAAUCGCUAUUCUUUAAUUAAAAACAUGCACUCUAUAUAUAAAUAUCACAAAUUUAUUAUGUAUAAACGAAUUCUUUGGUCUAAUUCUAGAACAAUUUUAUUUAUUGCUAAUCAGUGAUGAUGUUUUUAAUACGUUGCCGGUAAUUUAACGACGAAUGCUAGAAGUAAUGAAAAUAGGAAUUCUAAUAUACAAUUGGCAGUUUUUUAUGUAUGAACCGCCAAUUGUUCCAUUAAUUUCUCUUAACAAAAUUCAAUGAUCUUGCUUAUAUUGUACGAAUUAGUAUUGAUAUUACUCACCAUUGAGUUUCUAUUGUAAGAAAAUCCUGGUCGUCUAAUUUUAAAAUCUUCGCUUCGGGAUCGGUCAGUUUCAAUCUUGUACUUAAACUAGAAAGAAACUACAAUAAAACAAAUUUAAUAUAUUCGAACAUGUGCGAAUAAACAGAGAUAUACACAUUCGGGUACAGUAUGAAACAACGGGGGUGAUGAGCGCGGCAGUUUUUUAAUCUGAAAUGCAUAUAUCAUAAUUAAAUAUUAAAAUAGAAAAAAAAUUGUUUGGAGUUUUCAAUUUUGCAGAUUACUUUUUUUUUCUAAAACUUUUGAAGAUAUUACAUUAGGACUUUGAUUAUUUGGAAAGCAAUAUAUUUUCGUACAUUGAUAUAAUAUAAUUUAUUAGAAGUUUUAUUUUAUUUACUUAUUUCAUAAGCUAUAUAAUCAGACUAUAUUGUUUCGUUUUAACAAAUAUCAACUUGUAGUUAAUUGAAGCAUAUCUUUCGCACACAAGUUCGGUCAUUUUAGAAAAAUAAAUAUCAAGCUCUUCACAAUCUAUAUAAUUCAUCAAUUAAUAGAAUAAAACGGUCAUUAAUAUUGGUUGUAUGUUUGAAGAUUUUCAAAAUGAUAUCAUUGAUUUUGAGAAUGCACCAAAGAUAUGGAUUAUUGGUCGUUACUUAUUUCACUACAUCGCUGAAUUGUAAGGGCAUGAACGAUUCGUGUAGAUUAAUUAUUUAUUGUUUUAUCUCGCUAUUUUGACUCGAAAACGAAAUGUAUACUUGUAUAUAAAUGAUUAACGCAUUUAGAAUAGCACCGACAACAGAGUUCAUCACAGAAAUGUGAUAUUUCCAGUGAAUAACUAUAAAAUCAUCUAACUUCGAUAAAUAUGUUAUAUCCGUUACAAAAAUGAUUUUCAUUGUAUUUCAACACUAUCUUUUGUUAUUAAAAAUUAUGUCUUCGUGAAUCUUGAGUCUUGAAAGAAGAGAAUGAAUCAUUACUCUCAUUGUCACAUCCUGUACAUACAGAGUGAUUUGCAAACCUCGUUUUACGAAACAUUCCCAUCAGUUGUUCACCUUUAAAAAUUUAUAUUACAAAGCAUGAUAGAUCUUGACGAAUGAAAUAUUUAUGUGAGCGAUUCCAUCAGACUUCAACCACCACCCGUCUUUUAUUUGCUGUGCUACGUGGAUUCGGUCGUUUUUAUUUCAAAUACAGAUAUCUCGGAGUCGGUGCAUCGUAUCGUAAAAACGAAAGUUUUGGUUUUUAGUAUCUACAAUAAAAAAAUUUUUUUUAAUUUUUUGAGUAAUCUAAACUUGUUUCAAGAAAAGAAAUACACGAAAUUUUGUUUCCUGACCAAAGCCCCAUCGAUAUCGGUGUUACGGAAUUUUUUUAAUAUUCUGUAGACCGAAUAUGAUCUUUGUGCAAAAUUACAAAUCGGGACAUCCUGCCGUUUUUUAGUCACAGAUUUUUUUAAUUUAUAAGAACUAAUUUUUGGUUUUUCUGAUUAAAUUAUCUCUCUGCAUUUUUCAGGGUUGAGACUGUCUUUAGGGUUAUAAACUUAAAGCUCGCAUUACUUUUUUUUUAAUUUAUUAGAAUUUAUUUAUUUUUGUUUAAGAUUUUUAACAAAAAUUAGUGUUCUUAUAAAUUAAAAAAAAAUGAUGACUAAAAGUGGCCGGAUGUCCCAAUUUGUAAUUUUGCACAAAAUUCACAUUCUGUUUACAGAAUAUUAAAAAAAUUCCGUAACACCGAUAUCGAUGGAACUUAGGUCAGGAAAAAAACAUUUUGUGUAUUUGUUUUUUUUUUAAACUGGUUUAGAUUACUCAAAAUUUUUUUUCCUUUUUUUUUAUUGUAGAUACUAAAAAAACACAAAACUUCCAUUUUUUAAAUAAUUUUUUAAUACGAUGCACCGUCUCCGGGAUAUCUGUGUUCAAAAUAAAAACGACCGAAUCCACGUAGUACAGGAAAUAAAAUACGGGUGGCUGAAGUCUGAUGGAAUUGCUCACCUAUAUUUUUUUUAUAUUAACAAUAGUGUUUCUUCGUAUUAAAUAAUUGUUUAACAUGUGUCGCUGAUCUUGUAGACAGAAUAUAAAAUACUAUGACUAUCUUCCCUCUUAAAAUCAUAGUUAUGAACAAAACUUUGAACAUCUCCAAAAUUCUUAAAAGUUAUUUCAUUGAUUUUUUUAAUCACUCUGUAUACACAACAUACAUAUACACUACAUACACAUAGUCGAUCAACGAUAAGAAUGUAAGAUGUAGCGGACUUUUACACUGAAAGUUAAAAGCAAAUUGCUCCUCUUCGAAUCCUCUAAACAUAUUUUUAUUGUGGAUGAGCGGCAAUACGAGAGAGCAGAUGUAAUACCGUACGUGCUUUUAGGCAAUCAAUUAUCGGAGAUGAAGAGGUACUAAUAUAACUUUGUAAUGACACUACAUAUUGCUUUUACAUGCUUCGGAUAUAUUAUCUUAACGUUACUAACGGCAAUUAUUUAUAAUUCGUUAACAGCUAUUGAAUAUAAUGGUAUGGUAUGGUAAUGGUUAAAGGUAUAAUUAAUCUUUUUGCUUCAAUGCUGUAUCAAAAAUAAUAAACAGUUCGGAAAUGGAAUAAAUAUUGAAGAAUAUUGACUUUUUUUCUGUGUAACACAAAAUAUUAGAAUGGCUACUCUAAGUUUAAACUAAAGUAAAUAUGCCUAAUCUGUAAGAAUCAAUUUCCUUCCGGAAAAUUAUUCGAGGAAUAUGUGCAAACUUCAUAUAAGUAAACUUACAGAUGACGCAAUGGGAUUUGAUGAAUAUACUUCUUGUCAAGUAAUCGUUUACAAUUAAAAUGACUUUAGCGUUUGUGAAAGUAAUAAAAUAUACAUAUAUGUAUACAUUGAUUUUGAAAAAGUUGAGGAGCAAUAAUAAAUUUGUAUGCAGAGACGUCAACAGAAGAAUGCGAAAGUAAUAUAUAAGUAGUAUCGCUUUUCGUAUGGUAUUACAGGUGCUUAUUGUGUGAUUCAUAGAAACCCAGGCGAGUUUUUUUUCUUGGUACACAGAAUGCACGUAUCUCCUCAUUCGCAAAAUGAAGCUAGAAAAAAAUCUGGAAAAAAAAUCUUUCGAAGAAGGGACAAUGAAUUUGUAAUGUACUAUUAUAUUGUGUAGGCAGCUAAUAUAUGAUAUAUAUAAAUAUAUAUUAUAAUUAUAUAAAUAUGUACCCAGUCAUCCAACGGUUUACUCUAUACCACUUACUCGCACAAGUAACAAAGAGUAAAGUACCAAUAAACUAUCUUCAUAAUUACCGACAAUUUAUGAAAACUGAUGGAUCGUACAUAAUUCGAUCGGUAAUUGAAGUAAUUAGCCGAGUAAAAAAAGGAUUCCCUCCCACGUCGCAAAUUGUGUGUUAACUAAUAAGAUUAAAUAACGUUCUAGUACUAUUAAGGAAUUAAUUAUUAUUACCGAUUACGAAUAAAUUGGUGAACAAAUCGCAUGGAGAUACGUUUUCGGACUGGUCCGAAGUGCUAACGAUUGUGCAUGGAAAAUUUGUGGGAUAAUUUAUGAAGUAAUAUUUAUGGUUAAAAAUACACAUACACAACACGCGCGCGCCUGCGUUUAUGCACACGCACACUCAUACGCGCCUACACUAAAGCAGAUCAUACACACCUUAGGAUCAUGUAUUGUCUGGCGACGUAUUAUUAUAUACAUAUAUAUCAUACAUAUAUGUAAUAAAUAUUAUAAUGUGAACUGUAUUUGUUUAAUAAAGAUGUACAUUCGGACUAGGA